Macrosiphum euphorbiae (potato aphid) is the source of this 288-nucleotide messenger RNA. The record is from the annotation of a GenBank genome assembly. NCBI's taxonomy places the organism in Eukaryota, Metazoa, Arthropoda, Insecta, Hemiptera, Aphididae.
AUGACUUCGUUUGGUGAUAACAGAAAGAAAGAGUCAGGUUAUCAAACUACAUUCACAAUUCAGGGACAAAUUUAUCACAGAAUAGGAUCUCUUCUUCCAUAUGAUUGUGAAUCAUCAUUUUUACAAAAAUAUUUUAUUGGUGAUGAUGAUAUACAAUCACAACGUAGAUGUUCGAUCGUUUCCGAUGUACAACAUGAAAUAGUUCAAUCUUUACAACAUUUUCUAAAUGAACACAACGCAUUAAUAAAACUUUUCAAAAAAUAUGAACGCCACUGCGUAUGCCUGUGA